AUGCAUCGCGUCGUGCAAAUUCUGGAACUGCGCACCCUCAUCUUUGCGGACUGUAACAACAGGUCCCUGGUCGCUCUGGCGCAAACAUGUAGUGAUUUCUUUGAGACCGCUGCACCCAUAAUAUGGCGUUCACUCUCGUCGCUGGGUCCGCUCUUUGCCUGCUUGCCACAAUCAGUAGCAGACCUCACAGACCCGAGUCAGACAGCGCUACAGCAACAAACUCCCCAGUUGUCCUCCUUCACCCUUGACUGCCACCUAGCUAAGUGCCCAGCCGACCUGUUCCUCGGCUGCGAUACUCUCAAAAGCCUUCACCUGUCCAGCGUGGACCGUGGAAUCAUGAAGGCGAUAGCGCGACUUCCACGACUCCAAGAACUUCACAUUGCCUUCCCUUUCUCCCUAUCCUUUGACACAUCUGCGUUCACGGCACGCGCAUUUGCGUCCCUAACAUCCCUGACCAUCAGCCAAGGACGGGACAGCACAAUCAUCGCCUUUCUCUCAUUGCUCUCGGUCGUCAGUCUCGUUUCGGUGACCAUACGAAGCAGUUUCGAAUGCUCGCCGCGCUAUCUCUGCGAGAACCUCAAAAAACACGGCGCGAAGAUGCGCCAGCUAAAGAUCGAGGCCGCAGGAACGGAUAUAUCCCCUGGCAGGACGUCGAGCCACUAUUUUCCUGCCACAACCUCGUCGCCGUCUGCCUCAUUCCAUCGCGCCAUGUCAAGCUGGACGGUGUUGGCUAAGAGGACCCCGCGCCUCCGCCGCCUGUCAAUUGAUUUCGAUGCGACCCGGGUCGUCGCCUUGCCCGACCUCGACGAGACCCUACGCAACCCGCGCAGCGCCCUCGCCUACCUCAACGUCGGCUACUCGCCCAUUGGCGACGCCGACGCAGUCGCGUCCAUUCUUUCCACUUGGUUCCCAAAACUCCAGGCCGUCAACUAUCUCCGGCACUACCCAGAGAAGCAGUAUGGUUUCGAUGGCUGGGCUCAGGUCAUGAACAAGGUCUCUGGUGGGAGGGAGCCGCCUGCUUCGGUCGUUCGCUCGGUUCUCUACUCAUAG
This is a messenger RNA of Schizophyllum commune H4-8, 1050 nucleotides long. RefSeq lists its product as uncharacterized. The coding region runs from base 1 to 1050 and encodes 349 amino acids. The transcript is spliced from 3 exons. Lineage: Eukaryota; Fungi; Basidiomycota; Agaricomycetes; Agaricales; Schizophyllaceae. The record is from RefSeq and is a predicted model, not a curated record.